Aspergillus nomiae NRRL 13137 is the source of this 1728-nucleotide messenger RNA. Its product is annotated as pyridoxal phosphate-dependent decarboxylase family protein. Gene Ontology annotation, biological process: carboxylic acid metabolic process. The transcript is spliced from 2 exons. The record is from RefSeq and is a predicted model, not a curated record. The coding region runs from base 1 to 1728 and encodes 575 amino acids. Gene Ontology annotation, cellular component: cytoplasm. Lineage: Eukaryota; Fungi; Ascomycota; Eurotiomycetes; Eurotiales; Aspergillaceae. Gene Ontology annotation, molecular function: carboxy-lyase activity; pyridoxal phosphate binding.
AUGCCUGCAAAUUCAAUCGAAGAAGACUCUUUGCCUGCCGGUAGAGCGACUGAGCUCACAGAGGCUGUCGAGAGUGUGCUGAGAUACAUAACCUCCUUCCUUCGCGCUUCCGAAGAUGACUACAAUGCUCUUACCACUGAAGGACAUCUCUCGAACGGGUGUUAUUCCACCGGCAAUAUUCUAGAGUCCUACCUGAGCCAUCCAGAUCAGCUUCGCGAACUUCUAUCAUUGGAUCUUCCGGCGACGGGACGAGGCCUGGAGGACAUCGCAUCCUCGACGUCAACCCUUCUACGAUACUCGGUCAACACGUCUUCCCCAGGGUUUAUGGAUAAACUAUGGUCAUCGCCGUCCAUCCCCGGAAUUGCUGCAGAUUUACUCCUGUCCGCAUUGAAUGGCAACGACCACGUCUUUCGAGUCUCGCCAGCUCUCACCCUAAUAGAGAAACAUGUUGGGGAAGAGCUGGCCCAUCUCUUCGGCCUCGGCGACCCAAAUUCAGGGGGCGUUACUGUCCCAGGCGGAGCAGCAGCAAAUAGUACCGCCCUGUUGAUCGCACGGAAUGUACGAUUUCCACAUCUCAAAGAAGUCGGCCUGCAUGGCAUAUCGUCACCACGUCUGGUGAUGUAUGCGUCUCAAGCAGCGCACUUUUCAGUCUUUAAUGCAGCUCAAGUCCUGGGGCUGGGGUCACAUUCUGUCAAGAAGAUUUCCACCAGUACAGACGGCUCCAUGGAUCCCAAGGCUCUUAAACAAGCACUCGAUACUUCCCUAGCCGCGGGAGAGGUUCCCCUAUUUAUAUGUGCAACAGCAGGGACAACCGUUCGUGGGGCUUAUGACCCCUUAGAGAGCAUUGCCAAGCUGGCCCAUGAAUAUAAUGCCUGGUUCCACGUGGAUGCAUGCUGGGGUGGUGCCGCUGCAUUUUCCAACAAGCUCAGGUACAAGCUCGCUGGUUGUGAGUUUGCAGACAGUAUCGCAUACAAUCCGCACAAACUACUGGGUGUGCCACAGAUCUGCUCCUUUCUUCUCGGGAAGGACCUCCGUACAUUCUGGUAUGCGAACAGUCUGACUGCUGGGUAUUUGUUCCAUCAAGAUGACAACAUACUUCCUUCUGAAUUGUGUCCCUCGCCCACUAUGGCCGUAUUUGAGGGGAAACUGUCCAAUAGCAACGUGGAGAAGCCUUCUUCUUUCAACAGUGUUCACCACAAUUGGCGUACAUCCAACGCUGUUCAGAACGCACCUGAUCCCCGAGAAGUGUACGACCUGGCAUCUUUCACUCCUCAAUGCGGUCGUCGGCCAGACGCCGUCAAGCUAUACUUUCAUUGGCGAUACUAUGGUACAGAAGGCAUCGCUAAACAAGUUGAAGGGGCCUAUUAUGGGGCUAAAUACCUUGCCCGGUUGAUCGAAAAGGAACCUUCACUCCACCUUGUAGGAGAUGUGGAUGUACCAUGUACACAGGUGUGCUUCUACUAUGUAGGCGCAUCACUCAAAUGCACAGGCUCUACGCAAGACAUGGUCACACAGAACACACAUUUUACGCGUCUCAUCUCCGCGGGGCUUAUGAAGCGAGGCUGGAUGGUGGAUUAUGCACCUGGGUCGGGGAGACAGGAGCUAGGAGACUUCUUACGGAUCGCCUGCAAUCGCAUGACAACCCCUUGCGUCGCGGAAGGGUUGGUCCAAGCUAUCUUGGAUGUGGUUCACUCAGAUAUAGAGACUAUCACACCCCUGCACCAGUGA